AUGUUUAAGGAGGUGAUCGAGCUUCCAGAGGAGGACAUGAGCUUUAGAGAGCUUGUUAAUUUCAUGUUUUAUGGCAAGCAUACUCACCUCGGCGAGAACGUCGACGAGCUUGUAUCUGCCAUUCGUAUUGAUCUGACAAAGAGUAUCGGAGGUCUCAUGCCCAUUCUGCAGGAUGAAGCUAGAAUUUCCUUUUCUACCGUGAUGAAAGACGUCAAGGAGAGAUGGAUAGCGAUUUCCGCGCAGCCCUACGCUCUCCAGAUUCUUAGUCGACUCUCGGGCAGGAUUUUGUUGGCCCACAGCUGUGCCGGCAGCCAGAAUACCUUCGGACAUCCACAAUGUUUACGGCUGAUGCGGCUAUGGUACGCAACGACUUGCAGCAGUAUAACCAAAUUCUACGGCCUUGGGUUAGUCCUUUUCUGUCCUCGCUGAAGAGAGUCCAGGUUCAUCUCCAGGAUGCUAAGAGCUGGAUGGAUCCUGCCAUCAGGGACAUAUUGUCCAUCACUGGCGAGAAGCCAAAGAUAGUUGCUGCCGGUAGCCGCGGCGCAUGGAUAUCGUGGCUCUUGAAAUAUCUCCCGGAUCAUGAGAAGACGUCCACGAAGUUAGGGCUUUUGCAAAUGCAGGUAAGAUCUGCCUUGGACUUUCCAAUAUAUGGGUUGACUUACUGAUCCUACUGGGCAGGUUUCGUUUGCAUCGCUUCAUACCACCACCAGCGCAACGACAAACGUAAGAAGUCCUAAAUGAACAUUUAAAACCCCAUGACUGACGUAUAUCACAGGCUUUGCUAGACCUAGCGACCUUUGCUGAGUACGCAGACGAGCUGCGAGAAGAGAUUGAGGCAGCAAUUGCAGAUGAUGGAGAGUCAAUAGAUGAAAAUGGUCAGGUUUAUUUCACAAAGGCGGCAGUUUCAAAAAUGAAAAAGCUCGACAACUUUCUGAAGGAGAGCCAGCGACUUACGCCUUUGGAUUUUGGUAAGUUUGAGCUUCUAACCUUUACCCCCUUCACUCCAACUAACAUUCUUUGGCAGAUGGUCUCUCCCGAAGACUGCACAAAAAUGUCACCUUUUCUAAUGGCCUGAGACUUCCAAGCGGGGUGCUGUUAAGUUUUCCCAUGUAUGCUGCGCAGUAUGUACCGUUCCACUUUUCUUCCCCUCCUAAGUAUUAUACUUUUCUUUUUCCCACAAAGUUUGUGUUAAAGGGGCUAUCACUUCCAUUCCUAAUUAAAGCGAUUGUAUUUGUCCACUAAGAGAAACCAAACUGUCAAUCAGAAAAGAAUUCAAUUAGCGGCAUGCAGGCUAUGGCCGAGACAGAUAGUGCGCCCCUCAACGUCUUCGAUGGUUAUCGAUUUUCUCGAAUGCGUGAAGUGCCCGGAAACGAGGCAAAGUAUCAGGCUACAUCCACUGGUCCAGGUCAAUUCACCUUUGGUCACGGUACCAACGCAUGCCCUGGCCGGUUCUUCGCCCUCUAUAUCAUGAAGAUUUUUAUGAUCUUCGUUCUACGCAACUACGAUAUUAGACUUCCCUCGGAAAUCCGGGCAGCAGGGCGACCCAAGGGCAAAACUGCUGGGGUUUCCAAUUUGGUGAACAGCACAGUGGAGAUUGAGGUACGCCAAAGGAUUUCAUCCAAGGCAAACAGUAGCGAAGUGUAG
This is a messenger RNA of Hymenoscyphus albidus, 1644 nucleotides long. The record is from the annotation of a GenBank genome assembly. NCBI's taxonomy places the organism in Eukaryota, Fungi, Ascomycota, Leotiomycetes, Helotiales, Helotiaceae.